Psilocybe cubensis is the source of this 930-nucleotide messenger RNA. RefSeq lists its product as uncharacterized. The record is from RefSeq and is a predicted model, not a curated record. The transcript is spliced from 4 exons. Gene Ontology annotation, cellular component: cytosol. NCBI's taxonomy places the organism in Eukaryota, Fungi, Basidiomycota, Agaricomycetes, Agaricales, Agrocybaceae. The coding region runs from base 1 to 930 and encodes 309 amino acids. Gene Ontology annotation, molecular function: aldose reductase (NADPH) activity; oxidoreductase activity, acting on NAD(P)H as acceptor.
AUGACAAUCCCACCCAUCGAAUCUUUCCCUCUGCUCGACGGGACAUCCAUCCCCUGGCUUGCAUGGGGCAACGGUACAGGCGGUGCGCGACGCAACGCAGUCGAGUGCGGACACCUUGCGCUGGCUGGCGGUGUGCGCCAUAUCGAUACCGCACAGCUGUAUGAGAAUGAACGUGAGACGGGCGAGGCGAUCCGCCUCGCGGGUUUGAAAAGGGAGGAUGUGUAUGUGACGUCGAAGAUCUCAUGCACCGAAAAUGACACACCCCUCCCCCUCUCCGCCGUACCCGCGUCAAUCCAGGCCUCGCUCGACCGCCUCGGCUCCAUCCCGGACCUAUACCUCAUCCACAACCCCUUCGUCGCCCGACCGGGAGAGCUCAAGGCUUUGUGGCACGUCCUCGAAGACUUCAAGGAGCAGGGGAAGUUGAAGAGUAUAGGCGUGAGCAACUUCCGCCCACAGGAUUUAGAGGAGAUUUUAGAGGGCGCGAGGUAUACGCCAGUUGUUAACCAGAUCGAGUACCACCCAUACACACUCGCGCACCUUCAACCCCUCCUCGAUCUACACGCGCGCCACGGCAUCGUUACAGCAUCCUACGGGACCCUCACUCCGCUCCUACGUCACCCAAGCGGCGGGGGACCGCUCGCACCCAUUCUCCAACGCAUCGCGUCCCGGCUCUCGGAUGCACUGGGAAAGCAGGUUGAGAAGAGUACGGUGCUGAUGUUGUGGGCGCGUGCGAGGGGCGUGGUGGUGGUUACGGCCAGCGGGAAUGCGGAGCGGGUGAAAAAGCUUGGAGAGAUUGCGUCGUUGCCUCCGGGGCUGUUGACGGAGAAGGAGGUAGAGGAGAUUACGAGGGUUGGGAGGGGUGUGCAUUUUAGAUAUUAUACGGAGCAUAUGGAGAAGGACUUUCCUGUCCCUGAUCUUCCCCGUGAAUAG